AAAAAGUAUCUAUUCUUUCGUUGAGUUGAAUUAGGGUUUCUGAUUCAGUGCCCGUCUUAAAACCCUCACAACACCUCCAGUCGCUCACUCUCUUUCUCUCUCCUUAAAUUUUUGUGCUCGGAAGCCCUCCGACGAUUAUUUACUUCUCGUUCUGCUUAAUUGAGCAACCAUGGUUAGAAUUAGUGUAUUGAAUGAUGCUCUUAAGACUAUGUACAAUGCUGAGAAGCGUGGCAAGCGCCAAGUUCUCAUCAGGCCCUCAUCUAAAGUCAUCAUCAAGUUUCUUCUUGUCAUGCAAAAGCAUGGUUACAUUGGUGAGUUCGAGUAUGUUGAUGAUCACAGGUCUGGCAAGAUCGUCGUUGAAUUGAAUGGAAGGCUAAACAAAUGUGGCGUCAUCAGUCCCCGUUUUGAUGUGGGUGUCAAGGAGAUUGAGUCAUGGACUGCUAGACUUCUUCCAUCUAGACAGUUUGGAUACAUUGUGCUGACUACAUCUGCUGGUAUCAUGGAUCAUGAAGAGGCAAGAAGAAAGAAUGUUGGAGGCAAAGUUCUUGGGUUCUUCUAUUAGGUCAUUUCUUGCAUGCUGUGAUGUUUUAAGUUAUAGAUUAAAACGGGAGUUAUUUUGUAGUGAUAUCGUGGAACAUAGGAAUUAAGGCUUAGGUUUGGUUUUAAUUUCAGGUCCAUGUAGGUACUGUUUGCAAUUUCGUUAUCAAGUCUUGUUGUGGUUGGAUUCAAUUUUUUUUUUUUUUUUUCUGAAUAUUGUUUACCUUCAUUCUUUGCCAA
Messenger RNA from Amaranthus tricolor (Joseph's coat), 777 nucleotides. RefSeq names its product 40S ribosomal protein S15a-1. The coding region runs from base 170 to 562 and encodes 130 amino acids. Gene Ontology annotation, biological process: translation. NCBI's taxonomy places the organism in Eukaryota, Viridiplantae, Streptophyta, Magnoliopsida, Caryophyllales, Amaranthaceae. The record is from RefSeq and is a predicted model, not a curated record. Gene Ontology annotation, molecular function: structural constituent of ribosome. Gene Ontology annotation, cellular component: ribosome; cytosolic small ribosomal subunit. The transcript is spliced from 4 exons.